AUGUCAAGUAUAGCGGCAGCUGGGACCCCAGUGGUAGUUUUUGACAAUGGCUCUGGGCAGUGCAAGGCCGGGCUGUCAGGGGAGCAGGCACCCCGUUCAGUUAUUCCUACCAUUGUGGGGUACCCCAAAUUCACGUUUGUCAUGAUUGGGAUGGAGCACAGGGACUGGUAUGUUGGGGAGGAGGCUCAGUCCAAAAGAGGCAUUUUGUCUUUAACUUACCCAAUGGAAAACGGAAUGGUGACAUCUUGGGACAACAUGGAGAAGAUCUGGAGAUACCUGUACGAACACGAGCUCAGAGUGAAACCCAGCGAGGGGCCGCUGCUGCUGACCGAGACCCCCCUCAACCCCCCGUCCCACCGAGAGAAGAUGGCUGAGCUCAUGUUUGAGAGCUUCCAGGUGCCUGCGCUCUACGUGGCCCUGCAGGGGCUGGCAGCCCUCCAUGCCUGCGCCCGAACCACCGGCAUGGUGCUGGACAGUGGAGACGGCGUCACCGUCACCGUCCCCAUCCAUGGAGGCAGCUGCCUGCUGCAGGGUGUUACCAGGCUGGAUUUUGCAGGCAGAGGGGUCACCAAGUACCUGGCCAGGCUCCUCCUGGAGACGGGGCACUCCUUUGUGAGCCCAACAGAGAAGGAGAUAGUCAGGGAUAUGAAGGAGAAGCUGUGCUACGUCGCUUUAGAUCCUAUUAAAAAAAUGCAGCAAAAGCCUGAAAAUCUGAUGUGCGAGUACAUGCUGCCUGAUGGAAGGACUGUCAAGGCAGGAGAUCAGCUGUUCCGAGCUCCUGAGGCGCUUUUUGCACCUGCAGAGGUGCAAAUCCAAGGAGCAGGGGUGGUGGGGAUGAUCCUGCAGAGCGCUGCCAGGUGCUGCGCUCACAUCCAGACGGACGUGCUGAGGAACGUGGUGCUCGUGGGCGGCUCCACUCUUUUCCGAGGUUUCAAGGAGAGGCUCCUGAAGGAGCUCCAGGCAAAGGUCCCCAGCACAACCCGCAUCAAGAUCAUCUCGCCAAAAAAUCGGGUGCACUCCGUGUGGGUCGGCGCCUCGUUGCUCGCCAACUUAACAUCGCUUCGCAACAUGUGGGUGAGCAGGGAAGACUACAGCGAAGUCGGACCAACGGUACUCCAGAGAAGAUUCUAUUGA
Molecule: messenger RNA, 1134 nt
Organism: Tympanuchus pallidicinctus (lesser prairie-chicken)
Lineage: Eukaryota; Metazoa; Chordata; Aves; Galliformes; Phasianidae
Exons: 1
Coding region: 1-1134 (377 amino acids)
Source: RefSeq, a predicted model, not a curated record